ACAUAGCACUCCCAAACCAUGGCAAGCCCUCACUCCAAACCGGACCUCCUCCAACUGGGCCAGAGGCUCCUCAGGGAAGGCCCCCACAAAACCCUGCCGACGCCCAAGCGCAUCCGCAUCCUUUUCAACGGCGUCUACGUGGCCGACACCACCUCAGCCCUCUACGUGUGGGAGCACCCCUACUACCCCUUCUACUACGUGCCCCUCUCGUCCUUCGCCCGGGGCGUCCUGCACGACGACAGGGACGAGGGCGCCCUGAAGCUCAUGGGCCUGCACGUGCAGGGCAAGUCUACGGACCGGCUGCUGGGCUUCGGCACCAGCGACCACCAGUCCAAGAAGCAGCACCAGCACGACGCUGAGACCCAGGGGGACGAGAAGGGGGAGAGGAAGGGCCACGAGCUCGCGGGCUACGUGCGGGUCGAGUUCGGCGCCGUGGACGCAUGGUUCGAGGAGGACGAGAGGAUCUACGUGCACCCCAAAGACCCGUUCAAGCGCGUCGAGAUCCUGCCGUCCGCGCGGCCCGUCAGGGUCUUCGUCGACGGGGUCAAGGUCGCCGAGGCGGCGGGCUCGCUACACCUGUAUGAGACCGGGCUGCCGGUCAGGUAUUACCUGCCGCCGACGGCGGUGAAUAGGAGGGUCUUGAGGGACAGCGGGACGGAGACACAGUGCCCAUACAAAGGGGUGGCGAAUUAUUACGAUGUGGUGCUAGGAGAGAAGAAGGACAAGGUUAGCAGGGACGUCGUGUGGUACUACCGGAACCCGACGCAUGAGAGCGCGCUGGUGGCGGGGCAUUUGUGUUUCUAUAACGAGAAGGUAGAUAUCGAGCUUGAUGGGGUCAAGCUGGAGAGGCCAAAGACGCCUUUCUCGUAGUCUGUGCAGAUCUUUGGUAUGCUCAUGUAUGUCCGUAAGUUAUUGUUAUCUAAUGUGUAUAUGGUAGCCUG
Truncatella angustata is the source of this 941-nucleotide messenger RNA. RefSeq lists its product as uncharacterized. The coding region runs from base 19 to 870 and encodes 283 amino acids. The record is from RefSeq and is a predicted model, not a curated record. NCBI's taxonomy places the organism in Eukaryota, Fungi, Ascomycota, Sordariomycetes, Amphisphaeriales, Sporocadaceae. The transcript has 3 exons.